AUGUUCAAGAGCCGAGUCAACAUGGGAAGUAAGUUGAAAACUCUAGCAAUUUUACUAUCCUUAUCUACUCUUCUCUAUGCUCCAUUAUUUUCCACAUCAGUGGAGCGGCUUGUUAGGAUCAAACUAAAGAAAGUGAAAUAUAAUGGAACCAAUUCAGACAUCACUUUAAACGCAUCCAUUACGAAGUACACAAAGAGUUUAAAUAACCUUAGUGAUUCCCAUCAAUCUGAUAUCGUAGCCCUGAACAACUAUAUGAAUGCUCAAUACUUUGGUGAGAUCGGCAUUGGCACCCCACCUCAGAAAUUUAAUGUGAUCUUCGAUACAGCUAGUGCUAACUUGUGGGUACCUUCCUCACAAUGCUUAUUUUCGGGGAGUUCCUUUUAUCCAAAAGGGGUUGUAGCAGCAAUGGAGGAAGUGGCAAUGAUAGUGUACCAUUCAUUAAACAAUGUUAUCAGUUCAAUCGUAAUAGUUACUAACAUUUCUGGAAUUAUCUCUCUUAUGGCUGUUGAUACCACCGUUUCUAUCCGGUCAUGUAUCUCAGCCUCGCUUGGUCCUGACCCUUCAGAUCCAGAACCUGAACUGCUUCCUCUUGUGAUCAUUACCAUGCUAAAGGUGUUACAAGAAUUGGUAAAUACAAAUAGAACCAACUCCAAAUAG
This is a messenger RNA of Lactuca saligna, 657 nucleotides long. NCBI's taxonomy places the organism in Eukaryota, Viridiplantae, Streptophyta, Magnoliopsida, Asterales, Asteraceae. The record is from the annotation of a GenBank genome assembly.